Molecule: messenger RNA, 863 nt
Organism: Mercenaria mercenaria
Lineage: Eukaryota; Metazoa; Mollusca; Bivalvia; Venerida; Veneridae
Exons: 3
Coding region: 158-538 (126 amino acids)
Biological process (GO): positive regulation of voltage-gated potassium channel activity; regulation of synaptic transmission, cholinergic; sleep
Source: RefSeq, a predicted model, not a curated record
UUAUCAGGCAACAUGAAGAGGACGGAAAGAGGACGGAAACCCUUUAGUUCUGCGAAAGUGGCACCAAAUUUUGCUAAAGUUGUCAAAACUAGAUAACAUUAUUCGACAUCUAUCAUUUCCCUCUUAACGUCUGAACCGUAGACAACUUUGGUGAAAUAUGGCUGCAAAAGUCAUUAUACUGCUAACAGUUUUUGGUAUUUUGGCUGUUCUUGAAACAGGGGUAAAGGCACUGGAAUGUUACAGAUGCAACAAUUGCGGUGACCCUUUCAAGUCGUCUGACGCUAUAGUACUCCACUGUGAUAAUUAUUGUGUAAAGGGAAAGAGGGAAUCAGAUGGAAAGGUUGCGAGGACAUGCGACUUCUACGCCGAGUAUGGCAAGAUGAAUGACUGUAAAAUGGCAGAUACUCCACUUGGUCAUUCAGAAGUAUGCUUGUGUACUACCGACAGGUGUAAUGGUGUUGGCAACAUGAGGAUGCACUUCCUUCCAUUACUCACUUUUGCAGCGAUUCUAGUAGUGGCGAGGAAAAUGUUGUUUUAAAACUUGGUAUAUAAUGCUUUAAAGGAUCAUUUCAUAAACAUUGCAUACAUGUAUAUUGUUUCUAAAGUAUUUAUCAAUGCUUUAUUUAGUUUUAUUCAUAUAAUUAUAUAAACAUUCUAUCACUGAAAAGAAAUCAUGGUCGAAUAUCCACACAGAAGUCUUGACAUUGUUAAAUGAUAAACAAAUUGACCAGGAUUUAAAAUUAUAAAAAAAGUUGUGUAACAGAAUGUUUACAUAGGUUCGAUUAUCAUAACUAUUUUAAACUUUAAACAGUUCAUUGUUGCUAUUUCUUUCUCUCUGUAAGUCAUUUGAGCCGCGCCAUGAG